Klebsormidium nitens is the source of this 1359-nucleotide messenger RNA. Lineage: Eukaryota; Viridiplantae; Streptophyta; Klebsormidiophyceae; Klebsormidiales; Klebsormidiaceae. The record is from the annotation of a GenBank genome assembly.
AUGGGCCUCGCUUUCUCUCAGUUGGCUCCACAGCAGUCGCGGCAGCCUGCUGAUUGCGCUGACGGCAUCUCCCAGAACGAAGUGCACGAAGGCGCUCCUUAUGACCUGGAGUGCGGCAUGGGGUCGUGCAGAAGCACUUUUUCCUCAAGGCAAGAAGAGAAAGAUGAAGAAGUGACCGCGGCUCCUCCGGUGGUGAUCAGGUGGGUUCUGCGCGAGGUUAUUGACUGGCCCUCCACGUGGCAAACUAACGACGAAGAAAAGGGGAGAAUAGAGGUUGAAACUGAGGUGCAUGUAGCUCGGUUGCUCAGUUGCUGGAAGAAGCACGGGGAAGCGUUUCCUGAGGCUUUUGUCGAGGAGCUGUCCCUGCUUGUGGCCAGCUUUCAGGAAGAAGACUGCAAAGUAGGUCCUUGCUUUCCCAUAAACAAGCUGGGUCAGCUGUCAAGCUUCUUGGCAGACGUCUUUGCUAGCAGCGAGGACUCCGUGCACGUCAGAAAGGACUCGCAGGAGCUUUGGGUGUCCGUCCUGGCGGCGUUCCGCCGGAAACACGACCAGAUGUCUGAUCAAGCCCCUGCGCCUGCGGACGAUACUUCCUCCAGCAACCUGCACACGAAAGAUCCCCCCGAGUCUUUGAUAAAAACGUCAGCGCUGGAAGCGGAACGGUUUGAAGAUCUUAUGCCAGCACCUUCUGUCGUUACCUCCUGGGUGUUGAUUGACGUAGCAAACUCGGGGAUCCCUCAGAGGUUGCUAGUGACAGAGGAAAAUCACUUGGAAAGGGAUGCUCAAACGGAGGCCCAUGCCGAAAGGCUGCGCAAGUGCUGGGAGCAACAUGGAGACGCGUUUCCGAAGGCCUUCGCAAUGGAGCUGUCCGCAUUUUGGCAAGGCUUGCAAGAUGAACAAUUCAAAGGUCAUGGUGACAGGGUCAUUCAGGUGGCCACUUUCUUGGCGCAGAUAUUUGCAAGUGUGAAUGCGUCCAUGCACGUGACAAGGGGGUCGGAGGAGCUCUGGCCUUCCGUUCUGGAGGAGCUCCGCCGGAAUCUCGAGGACAUGUCCAAAGGAGCGGAAUGGGCGGCUCCAGAAGCAAAGCAAUGGCGAGGGAGGACACAAAUUAUGCUUCAGUGUGUCCCUUCAAACCUACCUAAGGAAACGUUGAACUCCGCCAAGAACAUCACUAUUACAACCGAAAACUACGGGAACAUGGCCAAAGCUUUCAGAACCCUCAUAGAAGAGAUGUCAGCCAUGGAAGCCGAGGGAUACGAAAAACAACUAGAGGCGGAGAAGGAGGCCAAAAAGAAGGCUCUCAGGGCUGCAAUGAAGAGAGCUCCGUGGGAGGUUGAGGCAAAGAAGGCAGCAGAGGCUUAA